AAUGUGUCAUUUCUACGCAGGUACAUUGAAGGCAAGGGUGCACAAAAGCACAGAGAUGCAGGUUUGCGCCUCUUCACCUCUGGGCACCUGCAGAAACUUGAGUUUUUGAAGAUAGAAAGCUCAGAGACUGUUGUGCGUGCAGACGUUCUGGCAUCAAUGACAACAAGGACUAUAUAUAAGGUGUCAGCCCGGCUACUAAGAAGUGAUGGAGAAAUUGUUUCAGGCACCUGCACCUGUGUUGCUGGCAAAGGGUCUGCAUGUAAGCACCUGUGUUGUGUUUUCUAUGGGUUGAUGUAUAUAGCUCAGCAUGACCUUGCAACUGUGCCAACCUUGCUGGCGUGUACUGAGACAGAAAGGCAAUGGUACAAACCGAGAGAUCCGAGAAAUGUACCACAUAGCUUUGAAGACCUUGUCUUUUCGAAGGAUACUUGGGAGAGACUCAGCAGUGCACCUGAGCAUCACAACAAACGAAUGAAAUAUUCAUCACUAAAGCCAGAAAGAGAGGUCAUGACGACACGAACCUUAAUUGGCUUACAUGGAAAACUAAAAGAAAAUGGACUGCAGUGCUUCGCUGACAUUUUAGAGGCUAAUGAUUUCUUGUGUGACAAAAGCACCGAGUCAACAAAAGACAACAAUGUGCUUGAAAGCAUGCUAAAAAAGUCACAGACGCUAGUGUACUCAGCUUAUGAUGUUGCUGCUGUUGAGAGUGCGACAAGGCUGCAGAGUGGCUCAACACUGUGGCACCAUUACAGAAAGGGAUUGAUAACGGCCUCAGUAGCACAUAGAGUGUACACGUGGGUCAAAACGUGCGAAACAAAAAUGGGGCCUCAUGAUGCCCGGUCACUUCUGAGUGCCAUAAUGGGGAAGAAGUGUCGAGCCACAUACGCCAUGAAACGAGGGCUGUUGUGUGAGGAUAAUGCAAGGAAGGAAUUCAUAGAGCAAAACAAAGGGCACUUGGACAUACAGGUCGAACAGUGCGGUCUGCUUUUGUGCCGGAGCAAUUCUUUUCUAGGAGCAAGCCCCGAUGGCAUUGUUAAAUGCCUUUGUUGUGAGCCUAGUGUUCUGGAAAUUAAGAGUCCAAUGAACCUUGACACAUUUUGUAAGAGUGAGCUACGUGAUGGGUAUCUGAAGAGAAGCAGCAGAUACUUCACCCAAGUACAAAUGCAAAUGGGGGUGAGCUGCUUACAAUCUUGCAUCCUCUUCGUUUACAGUGAACAAAAGUGCGUGCAAGUUUCUGUGAAUUUUGAUCAGAGUUUUUUCGAUGAACUGGUGAAGCGGUGCAAAUUUUUUUGUGAGAAGUACUUGGUGCCUUCCUUUCUUGACAGUUAGCACUUCAAAAUUUCUAUUAGGCAUUUUGUAGUAGUAGUAGUCAUAGGUCGGCAAACUCACUCAUGAGUCGACUCACUCAGACUCAGAUCGGUCCGUGAGUGUGAGUGAGUAAUAUUUUGGUGAGCUUGAGUCCGAGUGUGUCCAGCUGAGGAAAAUUUUAGGGAGUCUGAGUCCGAGUGAGGAAGAUAUUGGCGAGUCUGAGUGAGCCCUAAGCGCAAAAUGUAUUUCUUGAGUGAGUCUGAGUGAGCUCCACCUUUUAUUACCAACCUAUGGUCCUAUCUACUCAACUUAAGCAUUACUAUCAGCCUUCUAUCGGCUUACGUUUAUACUCAAGUCUAUUUACACAUAUCUCAACACACUAGCGUUCAUGUGCCACCUCAAUAUUUAUUUAUCAGAGGCGUGAGUUAGGGGGUGGGGGAUACAUGACCUCCCCCGCAAACUCUUUCAUGAACGUUCUUGAUAAAAAUAUCUCGUGUGAGUCGCACAUUUCAUAACAAUGUCCUUACUGGAUUGAAAUCACUGAUAACUCGUACUUGAAAGUACAGGAUCAAAAGGCGUAUCGUAGAGCACCGAUUAUGUGAGAUAUUGGCGUUAAAGAGCAUUGACACCUCGAUCGAAAGCUAAUUUUAGGCUAAUACGGACUCGUGAGUCAACUCACGCACUCAGGUCAAGCCAUGAGUGAGUCCGGCUGAGUAAUAUGUCGGUGA
Messenger RNA from Dermacentor silvarum, 2036 nucleotides. RefSeq lists its product as uncharacterized. Gene Ontology annotation, molecular function: zinc ion binding. The record is from RefSeq and is a predicted model, not a curated record. NCBI's taxonomy places the organism in Eukaryota, Metazoa, Arthropoda, Arachnida, Ixodida, Ixodidae.